AAAAGUAUCUAUAAUAAAAUAAAUAUAAAAAAUUUGUCUUUCCAGGGGGAAUUAUGCAAACUGAGCAAGUGCCUCGCGCACAUACUACUGGAAUAGGCGUAGAUGGCUCGUUGACGGACAGCUCGCCUUAUCAGCAGCACUCUCCACUUCUGCAGAGUCCCCUGCCAGUAGUGGCUCCAAUGGCGGUCAAGCAGGAGCCGAAGGAAGACGAGGAGCGUCGGAAGAGCUGUAAAAACACCAGCGUCCUGGGGAUGUCAAGAUCGGGCUCUAAUGAGGCACUUACCAGUCAGCAAGACCCGAAAGCCAGUCCGCUCGCAGAAAUUACUUCUGUAACUCAUCUCCAUCAUGCCGGUCACGAUAGUGCCCCUCCGCAGCCGGAGUCUGGCUCCGCCGAGCGGGCCAAUCAGGACAAAGACGCCAGGUCCAGGACCAGCCGAGGCCGAAGAAAAUCCCGCUGGAAGUUAAAAUUCCACCACCAAGCAUUACCCCCCGAGUACCUGGACCACUACGAAGCGGCUCUGGCGCAAGAAGCCCUGAACUCGCCUCUCCCAGGCCCGGAAUCUCUAAUCCAAAGUCCCGCGACUCCAGCCACAUCUACAUCGACUCCAACUCCCAGCCCGGCUUCACCGGAGGUCCAAGGGUGGCUGCAGAGAAUCGCCGCCAUGCAGCAAGAACUCUGCCCCCGACAGCCUCUGACUUGCCCGGAGCUCCACCCGAACCUAAGGAGAUCCGUCAUUACUUCUCAUCCCUACUCUCAGCAUCUCAAUGACACCAACAAUAAUAAUAACAACAACAACAACAAUAACAAUAACAACAACAACAAUAAUAACAAUAAUCAUUACCAGCCAGUGGCAGCUCAAUCUACAAGACCUCCCAUGAAGUACUCAGACUUGCCAUACAUGGGGGAGAUUACCUUGGAGAACAGCAAACCUCGGAGGGGAAGAAAACCUAAGAAGGCUGAUAUUUGUCACCUUAUUUAUAAAAAUUAUGGAACUAUUCUUCCUGGUACGCCUGGACAUGAUGAUAAAAAAAAUUAUUCUUCUAAUGAUAAUUUUAAUAAUAAUAAUAAUAAUAAUAAUCUUAACAACAAUAAUGACAACAAUAAUUUAAAUAGUAAUAGUAAUAGCAAUAAUAACAAUAAUAACAAUAAUAAUAAUAAUAAUAAUAAUAAUAAUAAUAAUAAUAAUAAUAAUAAUAAUAAUAAUAAUAACGUACCAACAACUCCUCAAGUUCCACUUCAACGAACAGACAUCCAAAACAGAAUAAGUAGCUUAUUAGAAAAACGACUUACUCAAGAACGUCGAUUAGCUGCAACAGAAGAAGAACGUGAACAAGAUGAACCACUUAAUUUGUGUAUAAAAGAUUUAAACCAAUUAAAGAUAAGAUUAUCAAAAAAACACGGUGUCUAUGAAUCCGGUGUUAUUAAAAGUGAAACUUGCAGUGAAGAUGGUGAAGAAAUAGAGUGUCUUGGACUUUCCAAAACUCGACUCGGUUCUGGGAACAAUGAUAGUUCUAAUAGUAAUAAUGAUAAAAAUGUAGUAUACUGGCCUAACGGAGUGUUCAUAAACCCAAUGGCGCUGCAGUCGCAGUUCUUGUACUACCAGAAGAUGGGCGAGAACAUGCCGGAACAGAAGGAACAGAAGAUAGUUCCAAAAGCGGCGAUAUCUUCAUCCUCCUCUUCGUCUUCAUCGUCUUCUUCGCCGACGAGCCCGGUAUCUGCGAUGGUUCCUGCGGCUGUUCCAGUGUCGCCAAGAACGAAGCGGAUCGCGCCGCUGACGCACCAGCAGCCGACCAAGCGGAAGCGCUCGGCAAUCUUCAUUCCGCCGAUGCCGACCGAGAACACGAACAACCCCGCGACAGAGGUCAGCAUUUGUAAAUUUAAGUUCACCGGCGGCGCCAAGCCUAGCUUGCAGGAGAAGAAGAGCCUGAGCGUGGACUCUGGCGGGAACUUCAGGUACUACAGUGGAACCGGGGACAAAAGUAUGAGAGGUUAUGAGUUCUUUCCGAGGGAGUCGCUGCAGCAAGCCAGCGGAUCGGCGGCUGGGACGUUUCUGAGCGCCGCUGGGGAGAAAAUUUCUGCUCCGGUGCCAAUGGAUCCUGGAUCUUCGCCGUCCAGGGUGAGCCAGAACCAGAACCAGAUUCAUCAGCACCCUGAUGAUGUUCGCAAGAAGAGGAAAACUCGCAAGUCUCUCCAGAGGGAGAAGUUAGAGCAGACUUUCAAGGAGAAGGGCUUUUUGAUUCAGACUCAGCAGCUAGAGUCUGCGGAGGGCGCCACCUACUGCAAGUUCCGGCAGCUCAGGAAGUUCACCAGGUAUCUGUUCCGCAGCUGGAAGGACUACUUGCCUGGAAAUGUCAGAGAUCUGAGCGGCGUCAAUCCUGGAACCGGGGAAAUUGAGCUGCCGGAGAAUGAAGAAAUGGAUAAUUCUAUUUCUCCGCUGCCUCUUGUUCAGGGGAUGGAUGUUCACAGUCCUGAACAACAUCCUCAGAUUUCGUGA
Molecule: messenger RNA, 2495 nt
Organism: Cotesia congregata
Lineage: Eukaryota; Metazoa; Arthropoda; Insecta; Hymenoptera; Braconidae
Source: the annotation of a GenBank genome assembly